This is a messenger RNA of Sinocyclocheilus anshuiensis, 621 nucleotides long. Its product is annotated as rho GTPase-activating protein 21-like. Lineage: Eukaryota; Metazoa; Chordata; Actinopteri; Cypriniformes; Cyprinidae. The record is from RefSeq and is a predicted model, not a curated record. Bases 313 to 594 code for a protein of 93 amino acids. Gene Ontology annotation, molecular function: protein binding. The transcript has 4 exons.
CCCCAUCCAACUAGUACCGCGCGCGUGUGUGCGUCGAGUUGGACCGGGGAAUAGGAAAACUUUCGUAGUUUUUAAUCCACCAAAAACACUCGGAUUCAGGACAAGACACGGACCUAUCCUGUCGCUUUGACAGUUCUGACGAAUUAAUGAGUUUUUUGGUGCGCAAUGGGCGUUUACGGCGUUACAUCAGCGCUUUAUUCCCAACAGGGUCUUUUACCCAAACAUGUGGAAAACCAAAUCCAGUUGGAUAUUGAAGUGUGAUCUUGGAGCUGAUUUGAGGAGAUUUCUCUAGAUGUGGGCUGCAGCGGUGAAAUGAUGGCAACACAUUGGAGGAAUUCAGGUGAUGAGGAAGAGCUGGAUUAUGCUGGCGCAUCUCCGCACUGCGAGGAUGUGGUGGAUCAGGAUGAUUCUUCAGGAGUGCUCUUCCAGCUGGAGGAUGAGCCUUUUUCCUGGCCAGGGCCUAAGACGCUUCAUCUGCGGCGCACUUCACAAGGCUUCGGCUUCACUCUGCGUCACUUCAUUGUGUACCCACCGGAGUCUGCGGUGAACUCCAGUUUUAAGGAUGAAGACCAUGGUCACAGGGGUAAGUUAUAAUUUUUAGUAACAUAAAACUAACUUAAA